CACAGGGUGGCCACCAGGCAGGACUCCAGGCAGGAUGCCACCAGGCUGGCCACCACCAGGGCCCAGGCAUGGGAGGAACACAGACAGUCAGAGUGUGUGAAAGAAGUGAGUGAAAAAAAUGUUUUGAAAAAAAGAGAGAGGUACUGGGCUGGAGAGAGAAAAACGGCAGGGCGGUCAUUAAAGGCAUGUGUUGAACAUACUGAGAAGCAGUGAAAGAACAAGAGAGGGAGAGAGAGAGACAAAAUGAGUGGUUGCGCCUGUCAUGGUUUUACUGGCUUCAGUGGUGGAUUUGGAGUGGAUGGAAAACAAGACGCCAUUUCGUGUGCCAUUAAAAUAUGCGGCACCAUGGCCUCCCAACUGCCCCCCCCCCACCCCACCCCUUCACACACACACACAGGGAGGGUGGGGGCCAAAACCUUGUUCCCCUACAUGUGGGGUUUCCAGCCCAGUGACAGCACCCUGUAGUCCCAGUGACAGCGCCCUGUAGUCCCAGUGACAGCGCCCUGUAGUCCCAGUGACAGCACCCUGUAGUCGGGGUGAUGCAGCUUCAGGAGUAGCUCCUCAUAUUGGAGGAGCGUGUUUGUGUUGGCACAGAAUUAAUAACUUUUCAUUUAGUGCGGAAAUGACAGGAAUAGAAAUUAAGGAAAUGGAAUGAUUUUAUUGGACAUGAUGUUUAUAUUAAGUUACAGAUGUGAGGCAGCUGCUCAUGCAGAGAGGCCCUGCCCCCAGAGCGAUAUCACUGGGGUAGAGGAACAGGGGGUGGGUUAUUAAAGGAAGAUAACACAAGCCAAAUGCAUUUCCCCAUAUAAAAAACAUACAGUGCAUUCGGAAAGUAGACCCCUUUUUUUUUUUAUGUCCUCAUCAAUCUACACACAAUACCCCAUAAUGACAAAGCAAAAACAGGUUUUUAGACAUUUUUGUAUUCAGACCCUUACUCAAUACUUUGUUGAAGCACCUUUGGCAGCGAUUACAGCCUCAAGUCUUCUUGGGUAUGACGCUACAAGCUUGGCACACCAGUAUUUGGGGAGUUUCUCCCAUUCUUCUCUGCAGAUCCCCUCAAGCUCUGUCAGGUUGGAUGGGAGCAUUGCUGCACAGCUAUUUUCAGGUCUCUCCGGAGAUGUUCGAUCGUAUUCAAGUCCGGGCUCUGGCUGGGCCACUCAAGGACAUUCAGAAACUUGUCCCGAAGCCACUCCUGCGUUGUCUUGUCUGUAUGCUUAGGGUCGUUGUCCUGUUGGAAGGUGAACCUUCGCCUCAGUGUGAGGUCCUGAGUGCUCUGGAGCAGGUUUUCAUCAAGGAUCUCUCUGUACUUUGCUCCGUUCAUCUUUCCCUCGAUCCUGACUGGUUUCCCAGUCCCUGCAGCAGAAAAACAUCCCCACAGCAUGAUGCUGCCACCACCGUGCUUCACCGUAGGGAUGGUGCCAGGUUUCCUCCAGACGUGACGCUUGGCAUUCCGGUCAAAGAGUUCAAUCUUGGUUUCAUCAGACCAGAGAAUUUGGUUUCUCAUGGUCUGAGAGUCCUUUAGGUGCCUUUUGGCAAACUCCAAGCGGGCUGUCAUGUGCCCUUUACUGAGGAGUGGCUUCCGUAUGGCCACUCUGCCAUAAAGGCCUGAUUGGUGCAGUGCUGCAGAGAUGGUUGUCCUUCUGGAAGGUUCUCCCAUCUCCACAGAGGAACUCUGGAGCUCUGUCAGAGUGAACAUUGGGUUCUUGGUCACCUCCCUGACAAAUGCCCUUCUCCCCUGAUUGCUCAGUUUGGCCGGGCAGCCAGCACUUGGAAGAGUCUUGGUGGUUCCAAACUUCUUCCCUUUAAGAAUGAUGGAGGCCACUGUGUUCUUGGGGACCUUCAAUGCUGCAGACAUUUUUUGGUACCCUUUGGUACAAUUCCUUCAACCUCAUGGCUUGGUUUUUGCUCUAACAUGCACUGUCAACUGUGGGACCUUAUAUAGACAGGUGUGUGCCUUUCCAAAUCAUGUCCAAUCAAUUGAAUUUACCACAGGUGGACUCCAAUAAAGAUGUAGAAACAGCUCAAGAAUGAUCAAUGUAAACAGGAUGCACCUGAGCUCAAUUUCAAGUCUCGUAGCAAAGGGUCUGAAUACUUAUGUAAAGAAGGUAUCUGUUUUUAAUUUUUAAUACAUUUGCAAUCAUUUCUAAAAACCUGUGUUCACUUUGUCAUUAUGGGGUAUUGUGUGUAAUGUAACAAAAUGUGGAAAAAGGGAAGGGGUCUGAAUACUUUCUGAAUGCACUGUAAAGCAGUUGUGGAUAGCAAAUUGGACCAAUUUCAAGUGCAUUUUAAUGUAUGAGGAAACAUUCUAAAGUACUCUGAAGCCAUAUGACAUUUUCAUAAACGUGCCCCUGUAGCAUAAUGUAUUUGCACAUAUCACAUUACCCUAUUUCAGGCCUGAUUUACCUGACUGGAAAAGUUAAUAUUGAAGAGUGGUGGUUCAGCAUUUUUUGGGUGGCCCACACCCAUGGUCGUCCCAUCUCCUACUGUAAUGGGGGCUCAAAAUCCUAUAACAGGCAGUGACAGAACUGCUGAUUCUCUCUAUUGUAUGCUGUGGGGCCCAGGGCCAGCCAGGGUUCCUAAUUUAAAGCCAAUUUGAACCCUGCUGGGCCCUAUUCUCCUGUAUGCCCAUAGAAAUGACUCACACUGGUGGUUCUAGAAUAAGCCAUCUUUGUCCACCCUAACCCAUGCCUAUUCGAGGUGGCGUGCCUGGUAACUGCAAUGCCCAGUAUGCGUCAACUUGCCUUUUGUCCAGAUGGACACUUGGAGUAAACACAAUAUGGGUGUCCUCUUGGCUCCUGGAGUAAUUGUGUCUUCUCUAAAGCUGAUCUCCAAACAGUGUGAUUAGAGUAAUGGUCUUCAUUGUGCAGCUUUAAUCAGCCUUUACAGCUCUGGAUGAGAUGGUCAUUGAUUCAAGAAGGGCUGGAGGAGAAGCAAUCCAAAACAUUGGAACAUGGCAGGACUCUCUCUCUUUCUUCCAUUGAUUUGGGGUGUUCACCGCUUCAGGUUAUUUGUAAUGGUGAACUCCUGAAGGAAGUUAUUGGUUAACAUGUCGUGAGUGUGUGUGCGUGCCUGUGUGAGUAUGUGGAUGAUGUACAACUGAGAAUAUACACUACCGGUCAAAAGUUUUAGAACACCUACUCAUUCAAGGGUUUUUCUUUAUUUGUUCUACAUUGCAGAAUAAUAGUGAAGACAUCAAAACUAUGAAAUAACGCAUAUGGAAUCAUGUAGUAACCAAAAAAGUGUUAAACAAAUCAAAAUAUAUUUUAUAUUUGAGAUUCUUCAAAUAGCCACCCUUUGCCUUGAUGACAGCUUUGCACACUCUUGGCAACCUUCUCUCAACCAGAUUCACCUGGAAUGCUUUUCCAACAGUCUUGAAGGAGUUCCCACAUUUGCUAAGCACUUGUUGGCUGCUUUUCCUUCACUGUGGUCCGACUCAUCCCAAACCAUCUCAAUUUGGUUGAGAUCGGGUGAUUGUGGAGGCCAGGUCAUCUGAUGUAGCACUCCAUCACUCUCCUUCUUGGUCAAAUAGCCCUUACACAGCCUGAAGGUGUGUUUGUUCAUUGACAAAUGAUAGUCUCACUAAGCCCAAAUCAGAUGGGAUGGCGUAUCGCUGCAGAAUGCUGUGGUAGCCAUGCUGGUUAAGUGUGCCUUGAAUUCUAAAUAAAUCACAGACAGUGUCACCAGCAAAGCACCCCCACACCAUAACACCUCCUACUGCAUGCUUUAUGGUGGGAAAUACACACGCUGAGAUCAUCCGUUCACCCACACCGCGUCUCGCAAAGACACGGCGGUUGGAACCAAAAAUCUCAAAUUUGGACUCCAAAGGACAAAUAUCUACCGGUCUAAUGACAUUUCUCGUGUUUCUUGGCCCAAGCAAGUCUCUUCUUCUUAUUGGUGUCCUUUAGUAGUGGUUUCUUUGCAGCAAUUCGACCAUGAAGGCCUGAUUCACACAGUCUCCUCAGAACAGUUGAUGUUGAGAUGUGUUUGUUACUUGAACUCUGUGAAGCAUUUAUUUGGGCUGCAAUUUCUGAGGCUGGUAACUCCAAUGAACUUAUCCUCUGCAGCAGAGGUAACUCUGGGUCUUCCAUUCCUGUGGCAGUCCUCAUGAGAGCCAGUUUCAUCAUAGCGCUUGAUGGUUUUUGAACCUGCACUUGAAGAAACUUUCAAAGUUCUUGAAAUGUUCCACAUGACUGACCUUCAUGUCUUAAAGUAAUGAUGGACUGUCGUUCCCACCCCCACCCUCCACCUUGUCACAACACAACUGAUUGGCUUAAACGCAUUAAGAAGGAAAUAAAUUCCACAAAUUGAAUUUUAAGAAGGCACACAUGUUGAUUGAAAUGCAUUCCAGGUGACUACCUCAUGAAGCUGGUUGAGAGAAUGCCAAGAGUGUGCAAAGCUGUCAUCAAGGCAAAGAGUGGUUAUUUGAAGAAUCUCAAAUAUAAAAUAUAUUUUGAUUUGUUUAACGCUUUUUUGGUUAUUACAUGAUUGCAUAUGUGUUAUUUCAUAGUUUUGAUGUCUUCACUAUAAUUCUACAAUGUAGAAAAUAGUAAAAAUAAAGAAAAACCCUUGAAUGAGUAGGUGUUCUAAAACUUUUGACCGGUAGUGUAUAUGUGUCAAAAUCUGGAAAGAUGAAUGACACUAGAGAGAUGUAUUGCUUUUGAGUAACAACAAAGAGGACAUGCCACACGCUCAUAUUCAAAAGCGCAGAUGCUCACACGCAUAUCAUCAUUUGCCAGAGUAUGAUGAAAACAUGGAGUCAAAAGAACAAAUCCUACUAGCCUGUCAGAUUACUCUCUCCUUCACUAUGUCAAAAUGAAUGUUCUCUAAGCCACCAUUUUGUGUUCCGUUGCUAUUGCUUUUUUCAAGCACUUUUUUAUUUCCUGCAAUGGCAGGGCCCUGCCCAUUACAUUAGUGUUGUUUUGCUUCGCUGUGAUGUGCUCCCAUCUGGUUCGCAGUGAAAAUGCAUCACUCCAUUAACAUUGCCUGUGAUCUAGGAUGCUUUAAUCUAAGACUAUACACUCCACUUAAUUACAUCCUCCAAAAGAGCUCUAUUAGUAUAAUGCAAUCAAAUAGUGAAUACAUCCAUUCUGGCAAGUCAAACAUGCUAAAGUUGCAGUUGAAAAGGGUUUACUUCUGUCUUACGAUCAGAUCUUAAAAUCAUAUUUAAUACAGUGGCUUGCGAAAGUAUUCACACCCCUUGGCAUUUUUCCUAUUUUGUUGCCUUACAACCUAGAAUUAAAAUGGAUUUUUGGGGGGUUGUAUCAUCUGAUUUACACAACAUGCCUACCACUUUGAAGAUGCAAAAUAUUGUUUUUUGUCUGAAACAAACAAGAAAUAAGACAAAAAAACUGAAAAUUUGAGCGUGCAUGACUUCCCCCCCAUUCUUCAAGGCAAAACUGCUCCAGCUCCUUCAAGUUGGAUGGGUUCCGCUGGUGUACAGCAAUCUUUAAGUCAUACCACAGAUUCUCAAUUGGAUUGAGGUCUGGGCUUUGACUAGGCCAUUCCAAGACGUUUAAAUGUUUCCCCUUAAACCACUUGAGUGUUGCUUUAGCAGUAUACUUAGGGUCAUUGCCCUGCUGGAAGGUGAACCUCCGUCCCAGUCUCAAAUCUCUGGAAGACUGAAACAGGUUUCCCUCAAGAAUUUCCCUGUAUUUAGCGCCAUCCAUCAUUCCUUCAAUUCUGACCAGUUUCCCAGUCCCUGCCGAUGAAAAUCAUCCCCACAGCAUGAUGCUGCCACCACCAUGCUUCACUGUGGGGAUGGUGUUCUCGGGGUGAUGAGAGGUGUUGGGUUUGCGCCAGACAUAGCGUUUUCCUUGAUGGCCAAAAAGCUCAAUUUUAGUCUCAUCUGACCAGAGUACCUUCUUCCAUAUGUUUGGGGAGUCUCCCACAUGCCUUUUGGCGAACACCAAACGUGUUUGCUUAUUUUUUUCCGUAAAGCCCAGCUCUGUGGAGUGUACGGCUUAAAGUGGUCCUAUGGACAGAUACUCCAAUCUCCGCUGUGGAGCUUUGCAGCUCCUUCAGGGUUAUCUUUGGUCACUUUGUUGCCUCCUUGCCUGGUCCGUGAGUUUUGGUGGGCGGCCCUCUCUUGGCAGGUUUGUUGUGGUGACAUAUUAUUUCAAUUUUUUAAUAAUGGAUUUAAUGGUGCUCCGUGGGAUGUUCAAAGUUUCUGAUAUAUUUUUAUUACCCAACCCUGAUCUGUACUUCUCCACAACUUUGUCCCUGACCUGUUUGGAGAGCUCCUUGGUCUUCAUGGUGCCGCUUGCUUGGUGGUGCCCCUUGCUUAGUGGUGUUGCGGACUCUGGGGCCUUUCAGAACAGGUGUAUAUAUACUGAGAUCAUGUGACAGAUCAUGUGACACUUAGAUUGCACACAGGUGGACUUUAUUUAACUAAUUAUGUGACUUCUGAAGGUAAUUGGUUGCACCCGAUCUUAUUUAGGGGCAUCAUAGCAAAGGGGUUGAAUACAUAUGCACGCACCACUUUUCCAUUAUUUAUUUUCUAUAAUUUUUUUUAACAAGUUCUUUUUUUCAUUUUACUUCACCAAUUUGGACUAUUUUGUGUAUGUCCAUGACAUGAAAUCCAAAUAAAAAUCAAUUUAAAUUACAGGUUGUAAUGCAACAAAAUAGGAAAAAUGCCAAGGGGGAUGAAUACUUUUGCAAGGCACUGUACAUAUAUUCAGACCUAAGCCUACUGUAUACUGUAUUGAAUUUGCAAAAAAAAACGGAUGCAUUGUUAAUUGGCAAAAGGUUCCCUUUCUGUGCAGUGAAAGAGUAUAACAACUGAGACUUCAAACAAAUCAACAGUCACUGCCAUUGUCUCUGGACUCUGGUCUCUGUCAGUGUGGAAAUCUGACAUCUGACUUUACAUGGAAAACUGAUGUCUGAUCUUUCAUACUUUCUACUCUAUUACUUCCAGUCAUAUCUGUAAUCACACUAUGCGUGAGUGAUGCUUAUUUCCAAUAUUUUGUUUUAUUAAACAUCAAGAGAAAAAAGUAAAAGUCUGGUUAUAAUUUCAAUACAAAGACGUUAUUAUGAAAUGCAAGAUGCAAAGCAAUGACUUUUGUCAUAGUGUCACAAUAAAAGAUUUGGCUCACCUGAAUGACACAAUUUGCUAUAGUGGUAUUUGGUAUUUUAUUAGGGUCCCCAUUAGCUGUUGCGAAAGCAGCAGCUACUCUUCCUGGGGUCCACACAAAACAUGAAGCAUAAUACAGAACAUUAAUAGACAAGAACAGCUCAAGGACUGAACUACAUCAAUUUUAAAAUGGCACACGUAGCCUGCAUAUCAAUACAUACACACAAACUAUCUAGGUCAAAUAGGGGUGAGGAGUUGUGCCGUGAGGUGUUGCUUUAUCUGUUUUUUGAAACCAGGUUUGCUGUUCAUUUGAGCAAUAUGAGAUGGAAGGAAGUUCCAUGCAAUAAUGUCUCAAUAUAAUACUGUACGCUUUCUUGAAUUUGCUCUGGAUUUGGGGACUGUGAAAAGACUCCUGGUGGUCCCGUGUAGCUCAGUUGGUAGAGCAUGGGGUUUGCAACGCCAGGGUUGUGGGUUUGAUUCCCACAGGGGGGCAGUAUGAAAAAUGUAUGCACUCACUAAACUGUAAGUCGCUCUGGAUAAGAGCGUCUGCUAAAUGACUAAAAUGUAAAAAUGUAAAUGUCUAGUGGGGUAAGUGUGAGUGUCAGAGCUCUGUGUAAUUGACUAUGCAAACAAUUUGGAAUUGUCAACACAUUAAUGUUUCUAUAAAAAUAAGAAGUGAUGCAGUCAGUCUCUCCUCAACUAUUAGCCAAGCGAGACUGGCAUACAUAGUAUUUAUAUUAGCCUCUGAUUACAAUGAAGAGCAAGACCUGCCGCUCUGUUCUGGGCCAGCUGCAGCUUAACUAGGUCUUUCCUUGCAGCACUCGACCACACGACUGGACAAUAAUCAAGAUAAUACUUUUUGGAGUGCGGUGUCAUAAAAGCAGAGCAUCUUUUAAUUAUGGACAUACCUCUCCCCAUCUUUACAACCAUUGAAUCUAUAUGUUUUGACCAUGACAGUUUAUAAUCUAAGGUAACACCAAGUAAUUUAGUCUCCUCAACUUGUUCAACAGCCACACCAUUCAUUACCAGAUUCAGCUGAGGUCUAGAACUUAGGGAAUGAUUUGUACAAAUACAAUGCUCUUAGUUUUAGAGAUGUUCAGGACCAGUUUAUUACUGGCCACCCAUUCCAAACAGACUGCAACUCUUUGUUAAGGGUUUCAGUGACUUCAUUAGCUGUGGUUGCUGAUGCAUAUAUGGUUGAAUCAUAUCCAAUGAGUCAUUGUUCUUUGAUCCUCAAUUCUUACAGAACAUUUUAAAAAAGCUCAGCUCAGGGUAAGUAUCUUACCGGAGAUAAUUAACUAGUAAACCUAUCAAAGAUAUGUGCACAUCUGUGGUUGGAGUUGUGGGCUAUUCAAUUAGGGGAAAGGAUCACUUGAAAACAUGUUGAAUUUUUUUUAUCCACCUAUCAAUGAAUUCCUGAAUAUGUUAUUGACACCAUGACAAAAUAGUAGCCAGUUGACCCCCCCCCCCCCCCCUCCAUUGCAUCUCUUUAAACAAAAUCUAAAUAAGCUAAAUAAUAUGACAUCUUUGAUUGAGUUGACAGAAUUUCUAUGAUGACGGUCCUGUUCCGUUCAUUGCGUAACAUCCGACAUUCAGGGUGAAGACUUCCUGACUGCUCCACGAUGGCGUCCUGCUCUGAGGUUGGUGUUUUGACGAAUUAUAUCCUGAAAUAAUAAAAAGGGGGGUUUCAUUAGUUUUGACUAAGAUAUACAGUUACUGAAAAUCAAACUGACAUUUUAAAUAUAUUAGUGUACCCAAUGCAGAACCCAUAUCAGUACUUCUAAUGUCUUUGUUUACAGUCUCAUGGCUAGCGCCAACAGCCUUACGUAGCUAACUUGCUAGCAUUUCAGACCAUUCCCUUUAUCCCUCUUAGCUAUAUAUGUAUCUUUCGAUUUGCUUUUAGCCACUGAUGUGUUUGUAUUAUGGAUUAGCAUGAUAAGUAACUUAGCUAGCGUUACCUUGCUGUGUCUUGCCAUUGUACAGCAUGGAUCCAACAUUACUUAUGUUAGCUAACUAAUGUUUAUGCGAUUUUCCAUAGGGAUCUGCGUCGGUCAGUUAUGAGCCGACCGAAAGUGCUGCAUCUCAGAAGAGAGAGGAGAGACUACGAAAAUUCCGGGAACUGCAUUUCAAAAGGGUGAGUUUGUUCAAAGGUUCUCCUAUUUCAGACACCUUCUAUUAACGUCUUAGCCCAAUAAUGGACAAAAGGAGCCUAACGUUACUCCUUAUAGACUAAGGCUCCAGCCCAAAAGCCAGCAGAAGGCUAUGUUGAGUCAUUUCAUCUUACCGUCCAAAGCAAAAACCAAAGGGAAUUUAUGCAGCUGGCUAUACACUUAUCCCCCGUGGACCGGUUCGUACAUAAAACAUUCUCCAUUCAGGCUGCAAAUGCGUCGAUUUCCUCCAUAACUCGAUUUAAUGGCAGGAGAAAAUAUGCAUACUUUCUUUAUGACACAACAGUGCUAUAGUGGCUAAUGCUAGUCCUGGAUGUUUAGUAUGGCGUUCAGCCAAUCAGACCAGGGGUGAAAAAAGACUGCUGCAACCUGAUUGGCUGAACGCGAUAUGCAACAUUCGGACUAGCAAGCAAACUAACAAGCGCUGUAACAUGGACAUGUGGGAACCCUAUAAAGUUUUGUUGUAGUUUAACCUUUAUUUUUUUUUUGAAAAAUAUUUCUCACAGAUAUGUUCCUUAUGUUUCCAAAAUCGUACCCCAAGCGAUGCGUUUUAACGUUCAGAACGAGCAUCAGUGCUCAUCACAAAACUUCCCCGGCCAGAACAUACUAUUGUCAAUGGGUACUAAAGAUAGUUAGCGUCUAUGAAUGGGUUAGUAACAUCUUAGUAGCGUACCCUCAUUUGAGCUCACAAGUAGCUUGAGUUUAUAUGGUAUAUCUUGGAUCUGUGUUCUUUGUAUUCAAGUUCUGGAAUUGAUGUAUUUUAUGGUAUCCGUUGCAGAAUGAAGCACGCAAGCUCAAUCACAAGGAGGUUGUGGAGGAGGACAAGAGACUGAAGCUGCCAACUAACUGGGAGGCUAAGAAAGCCCGUCUGGAGUGGGAACUCAUGACCGAUGAAAAGAAAAAGGUAGCGACCUCUUUAUCAAUGGACAUAAUUAACUGCUAUGCAUAAAGGGAAAUUUCACCCAGGGUGACUCUGUUUUGAUCGUGUCUGAGGCAUUUCUAGGUCAGUGAGAUGGGUUUCACACAUAAUUGGCCACAAAGAAGGCAGGUCUGGGCUUCGCGCGUCGAACGGUACACCCGAUGACUGCAUCCGGUGUAUUGACUGGGUGGACAAGAUCUAAAAAUGACUGUAGUCCUGCCUUGUGGCAUUUCGCGAAGCUACUAUAUGUUUGUCGGCAUGUGGAUAUGGUUGUCCUUGUUCGAUAGAGCCAUUGGACGUCUUUCAGCGAUGUUCCUAUCGGCUGAUUAAUUGCUAGAUAUACAAGGGAACAGAUUUCUUUCCAGUCUCUAAAAGACUACAGCUCGGUGUGGGGUGGAGCUUCCUGCUCUGGCCCUUUUGUGCAUUCACUGUGAAUGCUGGACCUUGUGGUUCACUAUGAGCAGACAAAUACACAGGAAGUCGAAACUUCCUGAUUCUAAUAGGGAAAUGAAAAUGUGCGCAUUUUAUCUUGCGUUGAGGAAUGUAAUGUUAAUAUAGUAAUGACUAUAUACAGUGGCAGAGCUAAGGUGAAAUAAUUAUUAUCAUAGAGACUGCUUUGUUGGAUGAACAGUCAUGUGUAAGCUGAUGUUUUUUUGUUGGCUGGUCAAAAAGAUGUCCGAAGUCAACUGCAAAUUGUGUACCUUAGGAUAAUAGAUAAGUAAUGUUAUAAGUUAUCUAGUAAUUGUAUGUACUCUGUUGCUGUUUAGUGACUUGGUGUGUUUCUGUGUGAUUUCAGGAGUGUGCGGCCAAAGGGGAGGACUAUGACAGGGUGAAACUGCUGGAGAUCAGUGCUGAGGAUGCUGAGCGGUGGGAGCGAAAGAAGAAGAAGAAGAACCCUGACCCAGGAUUCUCAGGUGAGAGAUAGGACUCCUUUACUGAGUGAACAGGACUUCCAUCCCUCAGCUGGUCAGUUUUCCUGAACAAGAAAAACUGGUCCCUAUUUAUAGGCUAUUAUAUAUUAUACUGAACAAAAAUAUAAACGCAACAUGUAAAGUGUUUGUCCCAUGUUUCAUGAGCAAAAAAAGAAAUCCAUGACAGUUUCCAUACGCAUGAAAAGCUUAUUUCUCUAAGGUUUUGCCCACAAAUGUGUUUACAUCCCUGUUAGUGAGCUUUUCUCCUUUGCUAAGAUAAUCCAUGCACCUGACCAGUGUGGCAUAUCAAGAAGCUGAUUAAACAGCAUGAUCUAUUACACAGGUGCACCUUGUGCUGGGGACAUUGUCUUACACAACACAAUGACGCAGAUGUCUCAAGUUUUGAGGGAAUGUGCAAUUGGCAUGCUGACUGCAGGAAUGUCCACCAGAGCUGUUGGCAGAUAAUUAAAUGUUAAUUUCUCUACCAUAAACUGCCUCCAAUGUUGUUUUAGAGAAUUUGUCAGUACGUCCAACCGGCCUCACAACCGAAGAGCAUGUGUAACCACGCCAGCCCAGGACCUCCACAUCCAGUUUCUUCACCUGUGUGUAUUUCUGUCUGUAAUAAAUCCCUUUUGUGGGGAAAAACUCAUUCUGAUUGGCUGGGCCUGGCUCCCAAUUCAUCAUAUAGUAACCAAAAAAGUGUUAAACAAAUCAAAAUAUAUUUUAGAUUUUAGAUUCUUCAAAGUAGUCACCCUUUACCUUGAUGACAGCUUUGCACACUCUUGCCAUUUUCUCAACCAGCUUCAUGAGGUAGUCACCUGGAAUGCAUUUCAAUUAACAGGUGUGCCUUGUUAAAAGUUAAUUUGUGGAACUUCUUUCCUUCUUAAUGCAUUUGGGCCAAUCAGUUGUUGUGACGAUAGGGGUUGUAUACAGAAGAUAGCCCUAUUUGGUAAAAGACCAAGUCCAAAAACAGCUCAAAUAAGCAAAGAGAAACGACAGUCCAUAAUUUCUUUAAGACAUGAAGGUCAGUCAAUCUGGAACAUUUCAAGAACUUUGAAAGUUUCUUCAAGUACAGUCGCAAAAACCAUCAAGCGUUAUGAUGAAACUGGCUCUCAUGAGGACCGCCACAGGAAAGGAAGACCCAGAGUUACCUCUGCUACAGAGGAUAAGUUCAUUAGAGUUACCAGCCUCAGAAAUUGCAGCCCAAAUAAAUGCUUCACAGAGUUCAAGUAACAGACGCAUCUCAACAUCAACUGUUCUGAGGAAACUGCAUGAAUCAGGCCUUCAUGGUCGAAUUGUUGCAAAGAAACCACAACUAAAGGACACCAAUAAGAAGAAGACUUGCUUGGGCCAAGAAACAUGAGCAAUGGACAUUAGACCGGUGGAAAUCUGUCCUUUGGUCUGAUGAGUCCAAAUUUGAGAUUUCUGGUUCCAACCGCCGUGUCUUUGUGAGACGCAGAGAGCGGAUGAUCUCUGCAUGUGUGGUUCCCACCGUGAAACAUGGAGGAGGUGGUGUGAUGGUGUGGGGGUGCUUUGCUGGUGAUUUUAUUUAGAAUUCAAGGCACACUUAACCAGCAUGGCUACUACAGCAUUCUGCAGCAAUACGUCAACCCAUCUUGUUUGUGCUUAAUGGGACUAUCAUUUGUUUUUCAACAGGACAAUGACCCAACACACCUCCAGGCGGUGUAAGGGCUAUUUGACCAAGAAGUAGAGUGAUGGAGUGCUCCAUCAGAUGACCUGGCCUCCACAAUCACCUGACCUCAACCCAAUUGAGAUGGUUUGGGAUGAGUUGGAUCGCAGAGUGAAGGAAAAGCAGCCAACAAGUGCUCAGCAUAUGUGGGAACUCCUUCAAGACUGUUGGAAAAGCAUUCCAGGUGAAGCUGGUUGAGAGAAUGCCAAGAGUGUGCAAAGCUGUCAUCAAGGCAAAGGGUGGCUAUUUGAAGAAUAUAAGAUAUAAAAUCUAUUUUGAUUUGUUUAACACUUUUUUGGUUACUACAUGAUUCCAUAUGUGUUAUUUCAUAGUUUUGAAGACGUCACUAUUAUUCUACAAUGUAGAAAAAUUGUAAAAAUAAAGAAAAACCCUUGAAUGAGUAGGUGUGUCCAAACCUUUGACUGGUAAUGUGUGUGUGUAUGCAAUAAUUAGGUCCCAGAGUUUUUCUGGUCAACUCACAUGGUCAGGAAGAGCUCAGGCCCUCCUCUUUAGCUGAGGACCAUUCAAUCGGGGGCUUGGAGAACACCUACCAGUAUGUUUUGCUGUACAUCCUCAAUCAGUUUUUUUUAUCAGGCUAUCACCUAAAAUAAGAUUUACACCUGGGGAAACAAGUGGGAAAGAGUGACUGUUUACUGUGGUGCUGUAGAUCAUGGUUGUUUGUAAAGACCUCCUCAGCUCCACAAAGACCAGUCUUUAAGGCAGCAGAAAUUAAAUUGCGGGAGAGGGCUACUGGAGGUGGUACAGUCACUCCACCGCAGUGCAGCCCUGUACAGAGGAAUUCUGGGUGCGUGUAAAGACCCCUUGGGAUAAAUAAUUUUUAACUGCCUCCAAUUUAAUCUGCCAAAAAUGAUCGCUGUGUUCCCCGAAUAUGGCUGCCAUCUGUUGCAUCAAAACGUCUCUGAAUUAAACCUCUGGGGAGAAAAUUAUCACCAGAGGGGCUUGAAAGGGCCUCAUCUCCCUUAACCAGACGCAGGUUUUGUCGCAGGGCUUUGCGCCUGCUUGUCGUUAGUUCCGGUAAUUAUAACCUCUCUUGUUUGCUGCCAUUGGCCCGCAGGUUACGCAGAGGCCCAGCUGCGACAGUACCAGCGCCUCACCAAGCAGAUCAAACCAGACAUGGACAGCUACGAGAGGCAGAGAGAGCAGUGGUGAGUCGGAGCCUCUUCAUAAAACUCCUUUCGCUCUCUUCCUUUUCCAUUACUGAGUGUUUCAGAGAGACCGUAUUUCCCCCAUAAAAUGAGUAGCAUGACAUGUUUUAUUUCGUCAGACUUAAGCUUUUAGUUAUUUUAGAUAAUUGAUGCUGCCAUCACAGUUUUCACAGAUCAGUGUGCCCCUCUCCUGCUCCUGGGUUAGUUUAGACAUAGCCACAGACUCACAUAAUCAUUUAAUGUCUUGAAAGCGUCAAUGUGAGGCAAACGCUCAAGAGGAACGGUAUGGUUAUAGUUAUGGUGGGCUUUCUUGAUCAGCCAAAGAUGAGUUCAGUACCCACAGGUUUUUCCCCUUAAUGGCUGCCACAUGUGGAGCUGUGAAGGGGGCAGUACACUAAAGAAUAAUGUUCCUAGUCAUAGAGAUGACUGGUAUUCAGUUUGGAGAGAUGGAUGGCGUUGAGGAGAAUCAUUAUAAUGCCUAUUAUGUUAACUGACUCUCCUGUUCUGUCUCACAGCGGUGAGGACUUCCACCCCACAUCCAACAGUCUGAUCCAUGGGACCCACGUCCCAUCCAAGGAGGGCAUCGACCGCAUGGUGGAGGAUGUGGAGAAACAGUAAGCGUAACAGAGACUGAGAGAUCCUAUCCCCGUCUGUCCUCCCAUUCAACGCACUGGAGUCCAAAACAAGGUCUAUUCGUGGAAUGAGUGAGAGCCCUUCGUGAAUGGGACAGGCAGACCUUUGCGUGCAUGAAACCUGCGGCAUAUAUAAUACCUACUGAAUGAGCCCCAGUGUUAAGAGCCUGAUGGGGCUGGCUGAUCAGGCUCUUACGGUAUCACCCGCUGAGGAGGUGCUGGAAAACUCUUGUCUUUCUAUCUUAGUGGUAGACUGGGAGUGUGGCCUAGUUAAUGAGCUCUCAUCUCUGAUUCUCAGCCCUUAGAUUACCACAGCUUCUGUUGCAUCUGCAUGAAUGGUGUUAAGUUGGCCAGACAGGCUGUCAGAAGAAUGCAUUUGCCCAAUUCACUAAUGCAUUGCAUGCCUUUUGAAAGAAUGGCCAUGGAAUAGACCAGUCAAGCUGCACACUAGACCUUCCGUACCAGCUAAGGUCACAGGGGUUAAGGUUCUCCAUCACUGCAAUGGAUUUCUGUUGUGGGUUCUGGAGAGCUCAUGGAUUUGGAGAUAGUUGUUUAAAAUAACUAAUUGACUGACAUCGGUUCAACUAUAUGCUCGAUGUGCAGUUUCUGUAGAGAUAAAUCAAAUCAAGCCUGUACUGUGCAAUGUAGUAGGGAGUUAUAGUUUCCAACAGGCCAAUAUUCUACAUAGUUUAGUGCAGAAAACAUGGUAAUUAACUACAAUGACCAUAAUUCAUUGCAUGCCCGCUUAAACUGGUCUGGUCUGUGAGGCGCAGACAAGGAGACUGAGAGAAUGCAUGAUCUAAGUGAUUGAUAGUUGGUAUUCAGCAGUCAUAAAAGUAUGCCUUAUUUACUUUGAAGAACUACUAAAAUUGUGAUUUUGUCAGACAGCAGCUCUAUAGAGAUGAGAUGAUGACUUGGAAUGAAAUAAUAAAGUCAUGUGAAUAAAUUAUGGUUAACAAGUGAUAAGCAUUAAUGGGCAGUCACUACCAUCAUGGGACUUUUAUUGUUUUAUUCUGUGCUACAGCAUUCAACCCACCUAAAGCAUACUGCAUUUAAUGUAUAAAAAAAUUGGAAAUAAAAAACCAUGAUUAUUUUUUUAAUAAUCAAACUGAACCUACCUCAAAAAGCACUAAUCGCUCAGCACUAGAGAUGACAUAGCCUAAUACAGAAGCAUGUCUGUUCUACGAAAUAUGUGCACUGAACUGACAUGCAUGAUUGUUGCAGACACUCUGAUGAAGGGAGUAGUCCCUAACAAUAUUCUAUAAUGCACACCACCACUGCGCUCAACUCAAACAGUAGUGUGUAGCCUACUGUAGCUGCUUCAAAGGCUAUACUUUAUCACUCAGGAUGCAACUUUCCAUUGCUACUAUUUUUGCCAUGUAAUGAUAUUAAAAACGAAAUCAGACAACCCCAUAUUAGAAUAGUUUACCUAUUUACCUAGUCGGCUUGUUGAUGUGUGUUCUAUGCGAGAUAAAUAUUCAUUUCGAGGCGCAUUCAAGUUGCGAGAGAUGUAUAGAGACGGAAAUGUAUUUUGACAAGCAGUCAAUGCACAACAAUUCUUAAUGCAAUCGCGGGAAAACACUUUUGAAAGCAGUUUUGGCUUUUGUUAAAAACGAGGGGGUCCCAGUUUUCCAUUGCUACCACGUUUUUUUCUUUACUCCUUCAAUAGACGGGUUGGUUGUUUAGCAACAAAACCGACGCGUGCACAACUAUGGGGCAAAACAGACAGGGUUGGUUUAGAUUGUUGACAACAUAUUUAUUGAAAACAUAAAUACAUUUGCACAAUGAGCACUUUUUGUCUCCCAACUACAUUGUUACAGUUGUUGGUUAGCUUGUGAAUUUUUACCAUAUUAGCAUAGACAUGACAUCAGUCAAAACACAUCAAAACAUUACAUGGUAUCAAGAACAAGAUAAAACUAGCUGAAACGAGCCACCUACGAUUCCCAACAUAGCUAGCAACAAUGACAAGAAGCUGCCAUCCAGAAUCAAAACACAGGCCUUCUGCCCCAUUGAAGCGUGCGUUGUCAUCUAACAUGUCUAUUGCACGAGUGGCAUCGAUUUAUAAAUGAGUUUCAAGUAUGGUUUAGGCGCAGCUGUGCAACAACAGAGCUCUUAAAGGGACAAUGGCAUCUUAUAAGUGCAAUGACAUAUUUUGUAAUAGAAUAAAUAAAUAAAAUCGAAUAAUUAUUAUUUAUUUGUCAUCAAAUAAUUAUUCAUAAUUAUAACAAUCAGGAUGUUGUGUCCAAUGGGGUAACUGCAGAUGGACAACCCCCAUGCUUCAGCCUAUGUCAAUUUUAUAGCCACUAUGCUGCAUCAGUCAGGAUACAGGUGAUGAUGCUUAUGGGCUAUAUGCAUGGUCCAAUAUGUUAACAUAAUUUUUCCAAUGUGUUAUUGGGCUCAUUUCUGGAGGUGGAAAUUAUAUUUUAGAUGGUGUCAUUUUAUUUUAUUUCAUUUUGGAGUAGAAUGUCCUUUUAAGAAAUCACCAGAACUGAGCUUCUCAGUCCUUCUACAUAAAAAUUAUCCUGGGGAGGACCACGGGCCACCUAAGCAAGGAGACUGGAACUGGUCGAAGUCAUACUGUUUAAUACAUGUACAAAAUUAUCCUCUUUCCCUAAAAGCAUGAUGGUCAUGACUUUCUUACAUGAAAGGGGAGGUUAACUUGGCCCCAGACAGUCGAUCUGAAAUCGACUUAAGUUUUGUUUGUUCUUGCUUUAACCCCUGAGGUCAAGUCCUCAUGUCCCACACACCAGACCAGCAUAUUCCUUGCCCUAGUGUCCCUGGGUUACAUUAGCCCUUACUCAUUCUCUCCUCUCUCUUCAUCCAGCUAUAUUUGGGAGGCCUUGUGUUAGUGAUGGUCCUGUGAGAGAUCAGACGUGGCAGAAGCUGCCAGGGCAUGAUGCACAUCUCUGUUUAGAAGACACUAUGUAAAGGCUGUGAGUUAGCAGAUUGACUCUGUAUGUGCCUGUGUGUUCGAGUAGAAGGUUUCAUUGGUGCUUUGGCAUAUGAUCGUUUAGGGAUCGUUGCUUUUGUGUGAUGGUGAGUUGUUCUGGAGAGAUUGGAUUUUAAGUAACUGAAUUAGGUUUUUCUACUAUGAUUGUUGUCCUUUUGGUUUGUAAGUUGUGUGUGUGGUCCUUUUGGUUUCUUGACACUGAUCCUUUGCUGUUCUUCACAGGAUCGAGAAGCGGGCCAAAUACAGCCGGCGUAGGGCCUACAACGAUGACGCAGACAUCGACUACAUCAACGAGAGGAACGCCAAGUUCAACAAGAAGGCAGAGCGGUUCUAUGGCAAAUACACAGCCGAGAUCAAGCAGAAUCUGGAGAGAGGCACAGCAGUC
Molecule: messenger RNA, 17890 nt
Organism: Coregonus sp. 'balchen'
Lineage: Eukaryota; Metazoa; Chordata; Actinopteri; Salmoniformes; Salmonidae
Source: the annotation of a GenBank genome assembly